This is a messenger RNA of Galleria mellonella (greater wax moth), 2394 nucleotides long. It is a transcript of the gene rho-4, whose product is annotated as rhomboid-related protein 2. The record is from RefSeq and is a predicted model, not a curated record. Gene Ontology annotation, molecular function: calcium ion binding; serine-type endopeptidase activity. Lineage: Eukaryota; Metazoa; Arthropoda; Insecta; Lepidoptera; Pyralidae. The transcript is spliced from 7 exons. The coding region runs from base 270 to 1403 and encodes 377 amino acids. Gene Ontology annotation, cellular component: membrane.
UUAUUUUAUCAGUUCUUGUUGUGGAGUUGAUCUUUUAAGUUGUGUUUUCUUUGGGUCUAGUUAUUUUUUGUUUUUGGUUCGAAAUAAGUGAUGAUUCAGAUUAAUUUAACAAUAUAGAGUAAAUUUAUUUGUAAUUAUCUGAAUAUUACUCCAAACCAGUUUUAUUGCUCCAUUCAUAAACAAUAGACGUGCUUUCCUUGUGUUUAAUGUGAUGUGCUACUUUAUUUAGAAUUUCUUUCACUUAAUACUUGCACGACACUUCUGCAAAGAUGCCUGCUCGACAGGAUUCGGUUUCCAUCCCGAUGACUCCAACGAGGUCUGAUUUGUACUGGCAGAGAAUAUUUAAUAAGUACGACAAAGACAACGAUGGGAAAAUAUCGUACACCGAACUCAAAGAGAUCAUAGAAUCCCGCGAGUACGACCACGACUUGCCAGACAAUGUGGUGGACAAGAUCAUGAACCUGGCCGACCGGGACAACUCCGGUUAUCUGGACUUCCACGAGUUCGUAGAAAUGAUGCACAACCCUGACUUCAAGAUGAUAUUCGGACAUUUCGUCGCUAGAUAUGUCCAUUCAAUUAUCCCGCAGCGCAACCCUGUGGAUACUACAGGGACGUGGACAGGUUUCCGACCGGUGACGACGCGCGAUAGUGCCCACCCCCGUAGCACAACUAUCUUCACGUACACAGACGGCACCUACGAGGAGGAGUACACAUGUUGGCCACCAGCGGUGUGCAUGAUCCUCAUAUCCCUAGUGGAGAUCGCCCUCUUCUGCUACGACGCGUCGCUAGGCAAGACCGACGCCAACGGACCCAUCGCACAGAUCUUCAUUUACAAUCCGCACAAGAGGCACGAAGCGUGGCGGUUCUUGACCUACAUGUUGGUGCAUGUCGGCGUUGUCCACUUGCUAGUCAACUUACUAGUCCAGCUGUUCCUCGGUGUGCCACUCGAGAUGGUACACCGAUGGUGGCGCGUGACCCUGGUGUACCUCGCCGGGGUCGCGGCCGGGUCCCUAGCAACGAGCCUCACAGAUCCGAAGGUGUACCUUGCAGGAGCGUCAGGAGGAGUGUAUGCGUUGAUUGCGGCACAUAUAGCUACUAUUAUUAUGAACUGGACCGAGAUGGAGUUCGCCGUGAUCCAACUGCUCGUGUUCCUGCUGCUGGCCGGCGUGGACAUCGGCACCGCGGUCUACGACCGCUACUGGAGGCAUUUGCAGCAGAAUAUCGGUUACGUUGCACACUUGGCUGGCGCGAUUGCUGGUCUCUUAGUAGGCAUAGGAGUUCUUCGUAACUUGGAGAAGAGGAAAUGGGAGAAACGGUUAUGGUGGGCAGCGGUGACGUUAUACUUCUCGCUGAUGAUUGCGGGCAUCUUCGCCAACAUAUUCUGGACUGACAGGUUUCUAUAACGUGAUAAGGAUUAUUGCCAUAUAUAUAGACUAAAAACAGACCGACACGAACGUCUUUGUAUAUUAUUUAUUUUACUAAAUAAUCGGCUCAUGAGAACUGUAAAAUAUGACAUUUGCGGCAAUAACUAAUUUAUAUUGCCGCUCCGGGCAAAAAUUAAUAUUUGCUGUUAACUCGCAGUGAACAUAUUUUACCUCCCAUACUAAAUUUUUGCCCGACUGACGCCCUAAAUAGGGCCCUGGAUUUAUUUAAAAAAGUGAGUUUUUAGCCGCAGAUAUACUUAAUACUAUUUCUAAACAUAUUAAUGUAACAUCACACACAUUUUAAACAAAUUUAAGAAGAAAAUUUAAUACUGUUUAAAUAGCUAAAUAAGAAUUUUGUUCUAUAGAAAUUUAAUAAUUUGAACGUAAAAAUUACAUUCAAUAAUGCUCAAGAAUAUGCACAAAAUAAAUUUAUAUAUUAUAAUAUAUUAAUAUUAAAUAUUAGCUCGCAUUAACAUGCAAUUGGUUUUUUUUUUUGAUGGAUGAAAAUGGUAUGGUAACCCCGCCUGCGCUAACGGGAUACGCUGGCGGAGCACCAGUGAAGGGUGAUAGAUGAGAAUGAAAACAGGCCAGUUAGCCCAUCAUGAUGAAUUCAUCAGGAAUUAACCAUGAUAGUUUUCAGGGAGAACCGCGAGGAGGUCGACCUGGUUGGGUAUAUUGCUAGCAAUGGGAUUCUCAGUCUCCAUUACUAACAAUCCCUUUACCCCAUAUGGCUAUAUAUUACGCACCUUUAGUUGUGAUAGAUAAUUAAAUAAUUUGUGUGAUUUACAAAAAUGUGUAUGGAAAUUUUACUUUGGAUUUGGAUAUAUCAAUAUCCGAGUGAAAAGUAAAAUUUCAAGAAUACCGAGGGUAUGCCGUAUAAUAUCUAUUCAGUAUAUGCAUAUAUACUGGGCACAGUAAAAAAAUGCCUUAGGGAUAGGGCAUUUUUUUUCAACCAUUUUUAUGUCGCGAC